Molecule: messenger RNA, 1068 nt
Organism: Cladophialophora carrionii CBS 160.54
Lineage: Eukaryota; Fungi; Ascomycota; Eurotiomycetes; Chaetothyriales; Herpotrichiellaceae
Exons: 3
Coding region: 1-1068 (355 amino acids)
Biological process (GO): carboxylic acid metabolic process
Molecular function (GO): oxidoreductase activity, acting on the CH-OH group of donors, NAD or NADP as acceptor
Source: RefSeq, a predicted model, not a curated record
AUGUCAGCCUUCUUCCACGCUCAACCACCACCAUCCCCGACAACAGCACGCAUUGCCAUUAUCGGUACCGGCAGCGUUGGAUCUGCCAUAGCGUACGCCCUCCUCCAUGGGUCUCAAUAUUCUGACCUCCUCCUUGUUGAUGCGAACCCCGACAAGCUCGACGCACAGGUGCGUGAUCUCUCGGACGCAGCAUGCGCAGAAGGAAGUAGCACCCGGGUGAGACGCGCCACGUUACGAGAUGCUGCGGGCUGCGAUGUCAUCGUCAUUGCCGCUGGUGUGAAGCGGCGGAGAGCCGAAACAAGAGUCCAACAACUCGAGUGCACGACCGCCAUCCUCCGCCACAUCAUCGACGGGAUGAAACCGUUUCUUCUCCCCUCGACCAUCCUUUUGGUCGUGUCAAAUCCCGUGGAUGUACUCACCACGCUGGCGUACAGGCUGACGGACCUGUCAAGCUCGCAAGUCCUAGGUCUGGGGACGUAUCUCGACACAGUCAGGUUGCGGAGAAUCAUAGGCGAAGAGCUAAAGAUUUCACCCGAAUCCAUCCACGCCGACAUCCUAGGCACAAACGACGACAGCCUGCAAGCCGAAUCCCCCGCCUGGUCCACGGCCGUCAUUACCGGCCUUCCCGUCAGGGAGUCCUCUGUGGUUCUCCCCGACUUCAGCGCCACCGCCGAGACCGAGCUGGCGGCCCGAUCCCGGGAGGAAGGCCACCUGAUCGCCAAUGUCAAAGGCGCGCCAACAUUCAGCAUCGCGUCGUCGGUCGCGCGCAUCAUCUCCGCCGUCUUAUAUGACAACAAGGCGCAGGUCCCGCUGUUUGGACGCAUGCCGGACCACGCGACCGCCCUGCCGCCGGGACCCAUGCCUAUCAGCCAUUUCCAGGAGAAGCUAGGCUGUUGCAUCAGUCUGCCGGCGCUCUUGGGCCGUGAGGGCGUGGUACGGACGGUGCAAGUGAAGUUGGAGGAGCGGGAGGAGAAGAAACUGGCCAGGGCGGGAGUGAAGGUAAGAGAGACGGUGGAGAGAUUGUUGGGAGACGGCACUAUAGGUGGUAAGGAGGAGGAGGAGGAAUGA